This is a messenger RNA of Tachysurus fulvidraco (yellow catfish), 3145 nucleotides long. It is a transcript of the gene c18h19orf67, whose product is annotated as chromosome 18 C19orf67 homolog. Lineage: Eukaryota; Metazoa; Chordata; Actinopteri; Siluriformes; Bagridae. The coding region runs from base 428 to 1477 and encodes 349 amino acids. The record is from RefSeq and is a predicted model, not a curated record. The transcript has 8 exons.
UAUUUACGUAGUCCUAUUUUAAACAAACAAUUUAAUCUGGACAUUAAUCACGACUUUUCCCCACAUUAAAUAAUUAGCUCUGUUAAAUUUCUGGGUCGAAAACUGGCCUGUACCUUAAAUUCUGAUAUCACUUGAAGGUAGCAUAAACUUUAGAUCGUUAACGACGGUUGAUGAUUAGCUUUAGCUGUAACGCAGCUAACACAUUAGCUUAACAUUUACGCUGUGAAAAUAGUAGGAGACAAAUUAGCAUUGACCAUUGGACAUUUUAAAUAUAUCCAAGUAUUUAAAUAUACUUGUACGAUAUAUACUAAUAUUCUUAAAUAUUAUUAUAAUAUAAUAAUAUUCUUAAAUAUUAUUUCAAGGCUGUCUGUGUGUGUGUUUGUGUGUGUUAGCUAACCGGCUAACAUAUUAGCUUUAGUAGUUAAAAAUGUCGGAAACUGAGAUGUCAUUUACCGAGGCUUAUAACAGCGAAGCAAAACAAAAAGAAGCCGGCUGCAGUGCGGCGCCAUCUGUCGGUGAAGAAACGUACUGCACGGAAGAGCAGUUUGAUUCUGGUCCAUUUUCAUCUGAUCUGAAAUUAAUGGACAAUAAAUUACAACCCAUAGAAGAACAAGUACAAUAUCUUCUAGUCAAAGCAGACGAGCUUCAGAUCUGCCUGGUCCACAGCAAACUUAAUUCCCAGAAGGAGGAUUUCAGUCAUGCAGUGCCAACGUUCCUGAAGAAGUGUCAGCCACAUUUCAACUACCUGGAGUCUACCGCUCGCAACACUUGUCCUGGUCAAUCUCCACUGCCCCAGUACAUUCGCACCCAGCUGUUGCAGUUUUCUCAGCAAAUGUGCAGUCAGCUGGAGCAGCUGGUACUAAUAUACGCUUCAUACGGUUGCAUCUCUCUGGCUGAGACUGACCCAACAGGUGUCUCUCAUUUCUACAUUGGCCAAUGUCAGGUGGAUAACAUCAACCUGUCAAUCUUCCGUUACUGUCAACCCACACCAUUCCUGGCUUUAACCAAUAAUGGACUGUACAAACGCAUGCGCUGGAAUGUGGAGCGUAAGAAAGGGACAGAGGCAGGAGAAGAAGAAGAAACGAAUGACAACAGGACAGAGAUGAAACAAGGGAUGGAAAGAGAACAGGAGGCAAAUAGGGAGAGAAGGAUGGAAGGCGACAGUACAGAGUAUUACUUCCUCUGCCACGAGGACGUCCACUUAGUGGAGGGAGAGGCGACGAUAGGACAGACAGACAGAAAGAAAGGGGCGGAAGGAGUACUGAAGAUGUGGUCUAUAGGGAAGUGGGUACAGAUAUAUCCAGAACCAGACGCAGAAGACAUCAAUGACUGGGUGCUGUGCACAAUUCCUCGAGGUCAAUACAAGCCGCUGACAUAUCUGGGUCUGGAGGAGCCAUCGCCCUGCGUUGCCACAGACUGUCUGCUGAGGGUGCUGUUGUCUAAGGCUGAUGAGAGCAUCACACACCCCAUCACUUAAGACUAAGACUCUUGUUGCCACUGCAUGAUCUGCUGCCUCUGCUUCAGCUCCUGCUGCUGCUGUUGAAUUUGCAGGUGAAGCAGAUCCCGUUUUUGUUCCUCCAAUUUCAUCUCUUUCUCCUCCCUGCUCUUCUGUUCAGCCUCCUUCUCCAUUUCUCUCCCCCCAGUUCCCUCAGCACUUUUCUUCACCCUUCUUUCCUCCAUCUGCGUCUCAACACUUUGACUCUGUUUCUCUCGUCGCUGUUCAAUCUCCUCUAGUUGCAGCUGAUGUUGUUCUAGCCGACGGAGUUGAGAGGUACACCCCACAUUUGGCAUCCUCGGAGGAAGAUCAGUAGGCAGACGAGUCACAUGAUCGACACGUAGUCCAUGGGGCUUGGGUGGUCUUGUGCUGACUGUGGGCACCUUUUCUUGCUGCAGAACACAGAUGAGACUUCCUGUGAACAUGGCAAAUAGUCCAAGUAGGUGUUAGAAAGUGAGUGGGAUAAGAGGGUACAGUACCAUGUACGAGUAAAAUGUUAAGCCAUAAAUGAAAUAAAUAAAUAAGAGUUGGUAGUGGAGCAAUACAGAAAGCAGGGCACACAACUUAGACAAAAAGUAUAUUCAAUAUAAAAACAUUCAUCAGAAUAAGAAUAUUUGUGCAGCAGUUUUUGUGCAAUGAAAAACAGCCACACCCUGUAUAUGCAGUAACCACCGACUAUUGUGAAGAGUAAAAAUAAAUAAAGCUUGUGUUAAAACAAAAACAAAACCUCUCAACCUGGAUGAGCACAUGCAAGCACCAUGCAUAUUACCAACAAGGUAGCAAUAUGUGCUAGAUAGGAAAGGAGGAGCACAUACCACACACGCAAGCAUGCCUCAAGCAACAACCCUAGUGAACAGCAAGAUCAGUGAGAAGAUCACUGCUUUGUGCAUAAUGAUUCAGUGUAGUGGUGUACACAGUUUGGCAUCUCAGUGUGGACAGACUGAAGAUGAUACAUUUGGCAAGUCAGUGCAUGUCCAUUAAAGAAGCUCAUCUGACAGACUUAGGGUGGUGGUCAAAGCAAAGCAUUUGUUCAGCCCUAAAUGGUGGGUCAGAUGAACAGCAGAAGAACCAAACCACAUGGAGAUGAAGGCAUAUAAAAGGGUCAAAAGUGGGAAAGGACAACUAAGCACCUUGGUAAAGAAUGAGAUCCAGAAGCCUCGUAGAUCUCGUGCUUUCUCCUUCCCUCUGGUGGUGGGAUUCAAGGAGUCAGGGUAGGUGGGGGGGAAAGAGGUGGCGAGGGGUACAGCAAAAUAGAAGUAGAAGCAGACUGGAAUAGGAGCGCUAUGUCCCAACUCCAGUUUUCAAUAAGUGCAACUAUGUAAAUAAUGUAAUUUGAGAUACAUGUGCAGAUGUGCAUGUGUGAUCUAUGUAUGUAAAAAGGUGGCAAGGCUGCCAUCAUAGAACAUGACAUGACACUUUCAGAAAUAAACAAGAAUAAACAUUAAUAUGCUCUAAUCCUGUAAAAAUAAGAAAACUUACAGCUAGUAUUUGUAUGCAAAGUAUGCCUGGAAUUUUAAGUUAAUCAUUGUAACAAAAGCUUAUUGUAUGUGCAUUUUAUGAACAUGUAUGCAAAAACUAUAGAAUAAAUAUGGAAUGUGGUGACUAAUUAACUAGAGUACCAUGCACAAUAAACAUUCAUUUUUAUUCCAA